UUAGAAAUCUCCCAAAUGGGGCGAUAAACAAAGCCCUUACCCGGAAAGCAGACCCCAACAGCUACAGCAGUCUCCUCUCCUCAUCAGGACCAAAACAAGUCUCCUCAUCAUCAUCCCAUCCCAUGUUUCCCUGUUCAAUUCAAUUCAAUAUUCAUUAUUCAAACACACUGAUUUAUCAACCAAUGUAACUUCGCACGCAGUCCCAACCCUAACCAAUUGCAUGCACUAAUUUUCUUAUUUAAAUUCUUCUCAAUCUCUGUAAAUCCAUCCCCGUGUCAAUUCCAUGGAGGAGCAGGAGGAUACGGCGUCGUUCUCCGACCACAAGCUCAGCGGUUUCCUCUGUGCCGUUCUCACUGUUACUUCCCCGGACCACCCUGAUCUCCGCCAAAUCUUACCUUUCGGCACCCGCUUCCAAUUCUCCCAAACCGGCGUGAGUUUCACGUCAAGAAACGACGUCGCCCUAUCUCCCAUAGACGAGAACCCCAACGCCGAUGAUUCGACGAAUAAUGAUUCGGAGCAAUGCGAGGCUUCCUCUUCUUCGGAGUUGGGGAAGAAGAGGAAGGCCCCGGAGGUCUCGAAGAAGAUAGGAAUGCGGAAGAGGAGUAUAGGGCUGGUGAAUGGGAGCAUAAGCGUGGUGCACCAGCUUCACUCUUUGGUUAUGAACAAGUGCUUGAUGAUAGAUGCUCGAUUGGUUCGGGUUGAGGCCGGUGCCAAUGGAGAAGUCAGGGCUGUUUUGCUGGUUGAUGUCUAUCUCCCUAUUGCAUUAUUGUCUGGUUGGCAGUUCCCGAGGUCCGGCUCCGUUGCCGGUGCUCUGUUCCGACAUUUGAGUUCUGAUUGGGGAGAGAGAAGCGCAAUGCUCAUCAAUGGAGAUUAUCUCGAAAAUACUGUAGGAACAAAUAGAAGCAUAUGGAAUCUUUCAGAUUGCCAUGUUUUUGGUUGCAAGCUGCAUCAUAAUUUCUCUGAUUCUUCGAAGAAAAAGCUAUUUGAGCUUCAUGAAAUUUUUAAGAGCUUACCUAGUGUUGCAACGACAGGCAAACCUAAUUCUUCUAGAAUACAGUCAUGUGAUGACUCUUCUAGAUCUGGUAUUUCGGAGAUAUCUGAUGACAUUUUACUUGGUAUUCUUGCUGUGCUUAGCCCAAUUGACCUUGUUAGGGUAUCUGCAACCUGCCGCCAUCUGAGACUGCUGGCUGUCUCAAUCAUGCCAUGCAUGAAACUUAAACUGUUUCCUCAUCAGCAAGCAGCAGUUGAGUGGAUGCUACAACGUGAGAGAAAUGCUGACGUCUUGCCACAUCCGUUGUACAUGGCUUUCUCAACUGAAGAUGGAUUUUCUUUCUACAUAAACACCAUAUCUGGGGAAAUAAUCACUGGGGUGGCUCCCACUGUCAAUGAUUUUCACGGGGGAAUGUUCUGUGAUGAGCCUGGAUUAGGCAAGACUAUAACUGCUCUU
Molecule: messenger RNA, 1447 nt
Organism: Prunus mume (Japanese apricot)
Lineage: Eukaryota; Viridiplantae; Streptophyta; Magnoliopsida; Rosales; Rosaceae
Source: RefSeq, a predicted model, not a curated record